Patella vulgata (common limpet) is the source of this 6640-nucleotide messenger RNA. Its product is annotated as xenotropic and polytropic retrovirus receptor 1. Gene Ontology annotation, biological process: phosphate ion transport; cellular response to phosphate starvation. Gene Ontology annotation, molecular function: inositol hexakisphosphate binding. Lineage: Eukaryota; Metazoa; Mollusca; Gastropoda; Patellidae. The coding region runs from base 137 to 2197 and encodes 686 amino acids. Gene Ontology annotation, cellular component: cytoplasm; Golgi apparatus; plasma membrane. The transcript is spliced from 15 exons. The record is from RefSeq and is a predicted model, not a curated record.
ACAACAACAAACCUUUCACAGGUUUCUUGUUUCCUUUAGGCUGUGCUGUUCAUUAUCUAAUAUAUCUAUUUCAAUAACAACCAGCUAAAUGUCGGGAUACACUUAAUAAUUACAUUGAAGGAGAACAGUUCCAGUCAUGAAAUUUGCAGAGCAUCUUCGAGCUCAUCUUACACCAGAAUGGCAGAAGCAAUAUAUUCAGUACCCGGAUAUGAAGACCAUGUUAUAUGAGGCACGGGAACAGGCACCGUCAGCUGAAGUAACAGACAACAGUACAAUACAGAGAUUUUUUGCUCGUUUUGAUGAAAGGUUUUUCCAGUUUUGUGAUGCUGAACUCAGUAAAAUUAAUACAUUUUUUCUCGAAAAACUUUCAGAAGCCAACAGAAAAUAUGCCAAUUUGAAAUCAGAACUCAACGUUUAUUUGGAUCAUGAUACUAAGCAUUCCCAUUCUAUUUCUUCCUUACGUCGACGUCGAGCUAGUGUGUAUGGACUAUUUAAAGAUAAAGAAACACAGGGCAUAGUUCACACGCCAAGACUUCAUGAUUUAAAAUUAGCUUUCAGUGAAUUUUAUCUCAGUCUUAUUUUACUGCAGAAUUAUCAGACGUUAAAUUUCGAGGGAUUCCGAAAAAUUCUUAAGAAGAGAGACAAGUUGAUGCAGACUAAUCAUGGCGCAGAAUGGAGACAAGCUCAUGUUGAAACGGCACCUUUCUAUACAAACAAAGAAGUUGAUCAUCUUAUUAAAGAUACUGAGCAAAGUGUUACAUCAGAGUUAGAAGGUGGAAAUCGACAGAAAGCCAUGAAAAGACUUCGUGUUCCACCAUUGGGGGAUCAGCAAAAACCAUGGACCAAUUUUCGAGUUGGAUUAUACUUAGGGAUGUUUGCAAUUCUUACCAUAGUUAUUGUUGUAGCUGCCGUUUUCAUUGAUCAUUCAAAAGAUUGGGAACCAGCUCUUCGUAUGUACCGAGGAAUGUUCUUACUCAUUUUUGACCUCUUUCUCUUGGGUGUCAACACAUAUGGUUGGAGGUCAUCAGGGGUCAAUCAUGUUUUAAUUUUUGAAAUUGAUCCAAGGCAUCACUUGUCUCAUGCACAAUUAUUAGAGUUGGCAUCAUUUUUAGCCGUGUUAUGGGCGGUCAGUGUUCUAGGUUAUUUGUUUAGUGAUUUUUUGUACAUACCACCAAUGGCUCAUCCACUCACCAUGGCUGUGUUUUUACUACUUUACCUCAUCAAUCCAUUUAAAAUAUUUCAUUAUAGGGCGAGGAUGUGGUUACUUCGUGUAUUAUUUAGAAUUUUCACUGCACCCUUUCAUCAUGUUGGUUUCGCUGAUUUCUGGCUAGCUGAUCAGUUAAAUAGUUUGGUAACAGUUCUAUUAGAUUUUGAAUAUCUGGUUUGUUAUUUCGGUUUUGAAGUGGAUUGGAUUGGUGAAAACCGACCAUCAGUUUGUACCAAAAAUAUAUAUGGUAUCCGAUCUGUGGUUGGUUGUUUGCCAGCAUGGUUUCGUUUUGCCCAGUGUCUUAGACGUUAUCGAGAUACCAAACUAAUUUUCCCACACAUAGUCAACGCUGGAAAAUAUUCAACGACGUUCUUUGUUAUGUUAUUUUCUACCAUAUACAAAGUACAAAAAGAGACAUAUGGUGAUAGUUUUAGACAGACCAGCGUUUUCUAUUAUUUAUGGAUAGUAUCAGCAAUAAUGAGUUCAUGUUACACAUAUACAUGGGAUAUAAAAAUGGAUUGGGGGCUGUUUGAUAAAAAUGCUGGAGAAAAUAAAUUUCUUCGAGAAGAAAUUGUUUAUGCUUUUAAGGCAUAUUAUUAUUUUGCAAUUGUAGAAGAUUUCAUAUUGAGAUUUACUUGGUCGUUAACAGUAUCAAUAGGAGAAGGAUUAUUUUUUCAUAAUGAAAUAUUAACGACUUUAUUAGCUUCGUUUGAAGUAUUUAGACGUUUUGUAUGGAAUUUUUUCCGUUUAGAGAAUGAACAUUUGAACAAUUGUGGUCAAUUUCGAGCUGUUAGAGAUAUAUCAAUUGGGCCGAUUGAUUCGAAUAAUGAGAUGCAGCUUAUAGAAAUGAUGGAUGAUCCAGAUGGUGCCGAUUCCAGAUUAAGAGAAAAGCGGAGACAAUAUGGAAAAUCAAAGAAAGAAUCUAGGUUGUGGAUAGAUGAUGAUGAAGAAAAGGUGCCUUUAAUGGAAGCCAAAAUGAAAGGCCUUUAAUUUAAACAAUGAAUUCCGUCAGGAACUAUAAUCAAAAUACAUGUCAAAAUUAUAUGUUAAUAUUUCAUUAUAUCCCAUCAUAAUACUUACAAUGAUCUCUCCAGUUGUCAUUUAACAUAUUUUUUGUUGUUUUUAUUUUUUUAAGGCUGAGAUAUAUAUAGUUUAUUCAGUUUUAAAUGACACUAAAAAACACAACUUUAUGGAUUCACUCAUUCUUAGUUUAUUUCAUGCAACAUGUCUGUACUCUUAAAGGUAUCUUUAUCAAGCAAACAUUGCAUAGAAUAAACUAAUAUUAGUAAUAAUAAUAAUAAAUCCAUAAAGUUUUGUUAAUGUUAUACCUCUGCUUCUAAAUGUCAUUUAAGGAUAUGGCACUAUAUAUUAUUAAUCUUGAUGCUAGAAGAAUAUUUGAAGAGCUUUCUUCCAAAACAUUAUAUGCUUAUUUCUGACUUUGGUAUAAAAACAGUCAAUGAUAUCAUUUCAAUGAUAUGAUAAUGUGAAAAGGAUAAAUGGCAAUAAUUGUAUUUCAAUGUUAUUAAAACAAUUUGAACUGUGUCAAAUAAAUGUAAUAUUUAUCUGAGAUAGAUGCAAAGAAUCAAAUAUUGGUUUUGAUAUAGGAAAGCUCUAUAUUUUUCAAUGUAUUGAAAAAUAUUCAUUAUCGACAUUGGUUGAAGGUGCUGGGUGAGGUUUUUUGGGAGGAUUUUGCAUUUAGCAAGCAGACUAAAUAAAUUUUAACAGAUACCUUGCGGAACCUCAACAGUAUGUGAAUUUGCCAUGAAAUGAGCAUAAAGACCUACAUCUGUUAGAAAAAUAUGAGAUAAUGUUGGAAUGUAAUUUAUUACAAAGGUUCAGGUACAUCAUACAUUCCCUUCUUCAGCUAAUAGAACUUUGUACGAGUGCAAAAAUUAAGUGAUCCAAAAAAUAAAAAGUUAGAUUAUAUGUUUUUUAAAGCUCUCAUAAAUAAUUCUAAUCUUUCCAUUUUUUUUUUUUUAUGUCAAAACAUCAAACUUUGUGUUUUAACUCAUUUUGACCAUGAAAUUCAUUUAAAAAGUAAAUUUUAAUCAACACAUUUACCAUGUGAAAUACAUAAUUAAUUACCAAAGGUAGGUGACUGACUAGAAAAAAAAAUUGUUGUAAAAAUGAGUUUUUGCACUACAUUUACAAUUUGCAUCAAUAUUCCAGUUAUUAAUUAUUAAAGUUCAUAUACGUAUAUGUACAUAAGAUUUAAACAUGUAUAUAAUUAUUUUAGAGGGGCUGAACCUCUUUGAUUUAGGCCAAAAAAAGGUAUUGAAUUGGAUGGAUUGAUUUUUAAAAAUGUAUGAAAGAUUAAAUUGAUGACAGUUUGUUGACUAAUUUUUGUUUAAAUUUGGUUUGCUGUGUCAAAAGUGGAACACAUUAUCAGUUAUAUCUCUACAUUUGAUUUAUCUAUAAACAUACAAAGGCACCAUUUUGUCCUCCUAAAAAAAACCUCAUUAAAUCCAAUAGAAUCAACUAUUUUAUUUUGGACCCAAAUCAAAGCGGUCCAGCCAUUUCAGUAUAUAAAAUAAUAUGUUAAAGAAAAUAAUUUUUAUGUAUGAUGUAUAUAUAAUGAUAUUAUUAGGCUAUCUAUUUGACAUUUUGUCUCAUAUUACAUACAGAGAUAAAAAAUGCUUUACAUAUGUUCAAAUUUUUUUAUAGAGUGCUCAAUUGUGUCUACUCAAUAAUCCCCAUCUUACCUCUCAACUAUUCAGAAUUUAGGGCCCCUUUAUAACAUAUGUAACUGGCCCUGGAAAUACGCAUAAAGUGUAUACGUGUAGGUACCAGUUUGUCAAGACCAAUAUUGCUUGCAGUCAAAAUGAAAGGGAAAGUAGCCUAGUACAUUGGUGCAACCAAGAAAAUUGUAAUUUAUAGGGCCUAUAGAAGUUCUAGACCUUCAAUUUUUUUUAAAAAAUCAUUCUUAAUUUUAAAAUAUAUGUGCUCAAUUAUAUAUUGUUGUCACCCCUUUUCAUGAUUGUUAUUCUAGUCUGAAGGAGAAAUCCUAUCAAAAUGCGCAUAAAUUCUAAUUCUUGCUUAGUUAUUGACCCUGAAAACUUGUAAGUGACACUUCAAAAUGCUACUAGUGGGUGCAUAUUUAAGUAUUUGCAUAUUAAGUUACAUAUUAUAUCACCACAACUUGAAAAUACCCAAAGUUUUUUUUGUUGAUAACAAUUUCUGAUUGUUAUCCAAAGCCUUUUGUUGAUUACAAUAUCUGAAAGUUACAUAUUAUAUCACCAUCGCUGGAAAAUACCCAAAGCUUUUUGUUGAUUACAAUAUCUGAUUGUUAAUUUCUAGUGCUCACAUUAUGAGUGCUGAUUUGAAUAAUCUUAAGUCAUUAUUUGAAUACUAUUAGAAUAUUAAUUUCUGUUGAAAUGAUAAAUUUUUGGUUCUAUGAACUGUAAACUUUGAAAAACUAUUUGAAAUUCAAAUAUUCAUGUGAGCUCUACUAAUUUCCGUUUGAAAGGGCUAUAGAUGUUUGGUGCAAUUUGUCUGUUAUUUACUUCUAGAAUGAUUUGUAUCUCAAUCUUUCAUUUGUUGUUUCUUUUUUGUUGUUCAGAACCUUUGGCAAGACCAAGGGAUAGGGAUUCACUUUAAUGGCAGUUGUUCUAAAAUGCAUUUCAGAGGGAAUCUUUUUUGACUUUGUAUAUUAUUAAACAAAAAUAUGUAAAUUAUGUUACAUACUAUAUGUCCUUACCUUUAAUUCGUGGGUGUAUGAUUAUAAUGCUAACUGGUAUGUGUUCUCAUCUCCAUAUAUUUCAAUUUAAUAGGAAUAAUAGAAAACAAUAUGAAAUUUAAUGUUUAAUUUAAAAUUUGAACACAUCUUUGCAAGAUGGUUAUAAUUAUCACUUAAUUAAAUCUGCAUUGAUUUUGGCACUUUACUUCCUGCAAGUUCCAUAUAUAAGUAUGAUUUAAGUUCUAGGGGCAGAUCCAGGAAUUUUUGUAGGAGGGGGUUCGCCAGAUUCCUGGGACAGUGUAUCUUUUUUUUGGGCGGGGGGGGGCGGGGGGGGUGUCUCUCCCCCUGACCUUGAAAAUUUUUGGGAAUUACAUGGUCUCUUUCGUCAUUUUGGGGUAACCAGAUAUCACUUUGACAAAACACAGAAACUGAGAUUUUACAUAAGUACAUGUACCUACUACACUAUGUUUUAGUUUUAUGAUAUGCAAUAAAAUCAGUUCUGCAUGAUUUUGACAGAAAUCUUUAAGAAAGCAAAAUAUAGAAAAACAAAAUCUGACCGCGACUGUGUCAAACACCAAAAUAUCAAGAAAAUUCACCACAUGAACUAUUUGUUUAUUUAUUUCCAAUACGCUGGGGCACAGAUAACUUGACAAGAGCCUAAAAGUAAAAUAGAGUUUUGCGCAAUUAUGACUCAAAAUAUAAUGGGGAGAAUAAGUGGUAUGGAUGUUUUUUGAUGAAUGCAAAGCAUUAAAGCGGUGGACGCAAUAGCCGAAUGAUUCGGCCGAAUCAAUUGCCGUUGAAAUUCGCCUAUUGUGUCCACUGUCUAUUUGCCGCAUUUAUAUUCGGCCGAAUGAUUCGCCCAAAUCAAAUAUGUUUGUCCGCUUCGCUGAAGCAUUCACCCAAUUGUAGAAUUCAUUAACCAAUUACCACUCAUCAUCCACUCUUGUCGAGAAGUCACGUGAUUGUUUGAAGACAUGGUUGCCGCCAUUUUUGAUCAUGUGACGCGAAAGGUGAUGCAAUCGCCUGGUGAAAUGGGCAAAGAAUUCACCUAGUGUGUCCACCCAUUAGGCCAAAUAAAAUUUGUCGCCGAUUGAUUCGGUCGAAUAAUUCGGCUAAUAUGUCCACUGCUUAAUUGUGAUAUCACAUAUGUCUAUAUCAUUAUCUCCCACUUUGAAUGCCCAUCCUAUCCCACCAUAUGAUAAAGGAUAAAGCACGCGACCGUGACACUUUUGUCAUAAAACCACAGGCACUUGAAGGGUUAAAAUAUUUAUAUUUUAAUCCCUUCAAGUGCUAUAAUAUAUAGUCAAGCAUUAGUAAGAAGUAUUAUUUUAAAUUUUAAUCCCUUCAAGUGCCUGUGUGUAAAACAUUUUGUUUUACAAUUUUUUUUUAUGUAGCUGAGUGGGGGGACCCCCAAACUCCCUCUCCGGAUCCGCCCCUGAGUUCCAUUUUGCAGAUAAGUGUGCUACUUGCUAUAUAGACAUGAUUUUUAUUUUUAAUCUUCUGCUUUGUUUAUAAAAGAUCAUCUGUUAUAGGGCAGAAGAGUAUUGCAACCAAAAAUUGCAGAGCCAUAUAUUUGUAUUUGCUCUAUUGCAAUAUCUCAAAAUGAACAGAAGGCAUGUGAAGUAACUACAUCUACCCAAAGACAAUAUUCUAAAAAGAGUUUGUCAUGUUGUCUUUUUCAACAAAAAAAAAUUAAAUCAUUUUUUAAUGUGUAAUGUAUAAUUAUACCAUGUAAAUAUACGAUGAUGUAAAAUCUA